Molecule: messenger RNA, 4017 nt
Organism: Phascolarctos cinereus (koala)
Lineage: Eukaryota; Metazoa; Chordata; Mammalia; Diprotodontia; Phascolarctidae
Gene: MYO1F
Product: myosin IF
Biological process (GO): actin filament organization; endocytosis
Cellular component (GO): myosin complex; microvillus; actin cytoskeleton
Molecular function (GO): ATP binding; actin filament binding; microfilament motor activity
Source: RefSeq, a predicted model, not a curated record
CUGAUGCUACUCAGAGAGCCAGCACCAGGGCAUGUCUGAGUCCCCACCAGCAGCCCCCUGAACCUGGCUCUCCCAGCAGCCACAGCCACCUGCUUUGCCCCAGGGGACCCAACCUAGGGCCACAGGGACCGAGAAUUGCAGCCAUCAUGGGUAGCAAGGAACGGUUUCACUGGCAAAGUCACAAUGUGAAACAGAGCGGUGUGGAUGACAUGGUGCUGCUCCCCCAGAUCAACGAGGAUGCCAUUGUGAGCAACCUCAAGAAGAGGUUCCUGGAUGACUACAUCUUUACCUACAUUGGCUCAGUCCUUAUCUCUGUCAACCCCUUCAAGCAGAUGCCAUAUUUCACUGACCGAGAGAUUGAGCUGUACCAAGGAGCGGCACAGUAUGAGAACCCUCCACACAUCUAUGCCCUCACGGACAAUAUGUAUCGAAACAUGCUCAUUGACAGUGAAAACCAGUGUGUCAUUAUCAGCGGAGAAAGUGGGGCAGGGAAGACAGUGGCUGCCAAAUACAUCAUGGGUUACAUAUCCAAGGUGUCUGGAGGGGGAGAGAAGGUCCAGCAUGUAAAGGACAUCAUCCUUCAAUCCAACCCAUUGCUGGAAGCCUUUGGCAAUGCCAAGACUGUUCGCAACAACAACUCCAGCCGUUUUGGCAAGUACUUUGAGAUCCAGUUCAGUCGAGGAGGGGAGCCUGAUGGUGGGAAGAUCUCCAACUUCCUCCUGGAGAAAUCUAGAGUGGUCUCACAGAACGAGAAUGAAAGGAACUUCCACAUCUACUACCAGCUGCUAGAAGGUGCCUCCCAGGAGCAGCGGCAGAACCUGGGCAUCAUGACCCCUGACUACUAUUAUUACCUCAACCAAUCUGACACUUACAAAGUGGAUGACACCAAUGACCUCAAUGACUUCCAUGAGACUCUGGAUGCCAUGCAGGUCAUCGGAAUCCCACCCAAUGCUCAGCAGCUGGUGCUACAGAUCGUGGCUGGAAUCCUGCACCUGGGGAACAUUAGCUUUUGUGAAGAGGGGAACUAUGCCAGAGUGGAAAGUACAGACUUGCUGGCCUUCCCUGCCUACUUGCUGGGCAUUGACAGCGGGCGCCUCCGGGACAAACUAACCAGCCGUAAGAUGGACAGCCGAUGGGGCGGCCGCACAGAGUCCAUUAACGUAACUCUGGGUGUGGAGCAGGCCGCCUACACACGAGAUGCCCUGGCUAAGGGGCUCUAUGCCCGGCUCUUUGAUUUCCUGGUGGAGGCUAUAAACCGAGCCAUGCAGAAACCACAAGAAGAAUACAGCAUUGGAGUCCUGGAUAUCUACGGCUUUGAGAUAUUCCAGAGAAAUGGCUUUGAGCAGUUCUGCAUCAACUUUGUGAAUGAGAAACUGCAGCAGAUUUUCAUCGAGCUGACACUGAAGGCUGAGCAGGAGGAGUAUGUUCAGGAAGGCAUCAAAUGGAGCCCCAUUCAGUACUUCAACAACAAGAUUGUGUGUGACCUCAUUGAAAACAAACUGAAUCCUCCAGGCAUCAUGAGUGUACUGGAUGAUGUGUGUGCCACAAUGCACGCCACGGGUGAUGGGGCUGACCAGACCCUGCUACAGAAGCUACAGGGGGCCGUGGGCUGCCACGAGCACUUUAACAGCUGGAACUCAGGCUUCGUCAUCCACCACUAUGCGGGCAAGGUCUCUUAUGAUGUCAGUGGUUUCUGUGAACGAAACAGAGACGUGCUCUUCUCAGACCUCAUCGAGCUUAUGCAGAGCAGCGAACAUGCCUUCAUUCAAAUGCUCUUCCCUGAGAGGCUGGACUCAGAGAAGAAGGGCCGGCCCAGCACUGCAGGCUCCAAGAUCAAGAGGCAGGCCAAUGACCUAGUGGACACUUUGAAGAAGUGUACACCCCACUACAUCCGAUGCAUUAAGCCCAAUGAGACCAAGAGGCCCCAUGACUGGGAGGAAAGCAGGGUGAAGCAUCAGGUGGAGUAUCUGGGUCUGAAAGAAAACAUCCGUGUGCGUCGUGCUGGUUUUGCAUACCGCCGCGUUUUCUCAAAGUUCCUGCAGAGGUAUGCCAUCCUGACUCCGGAGACAUGGCCACGGUGGCGCGGUGAUGAACGUCAGGGGGUGCAGCACCUGCUCCGAUCUGUCAACAUGGACCCUGACCAGUACCAAAUGGGACGCUCCAAGGUCUUCAUCAAGAACCCGGAGUCGCUCUUUCUGCUGGAAGAAAUGCGAGAACGCAAGUUUGAUGGCUUUGCCCGCACCAUCCAGAAAGCCUGGAGGCGCUACGUGGCCGUGAGAAGAUAUGAGCAGAUGCGGGAGGAGGCCUCCAACAUCUUGUUAAACAAGAAAGAAAGGAGAAGGAACAGUAUCAACAGAAACUUUGUGGGAGACUACCUGGGGCUGGAGUCCAGGCCUGAGCUUCGCCAGUUCCUGACCAAGCGUGAGCGUGUAGACUUUGCAGACUCCAUCACCAAAUAUGACCGGCGCUUCAAGCCCAUCAAGCGAGACCUAAUUCUGACUCCUAAGUAUGUGUAUGUGAUCGGGAGGGAGAAGGUAAAGAAGGGUCCCGAGAAGGGACAGAUUCAAGAGGUAUUGAAGAAGAAAAUAGAAAUCCAGGCCCUCCGGGGGGUCUCCCUCAGCACCAGGCAGGAUGAUUUCUUCAUCCUCCAUGAAGUCGGGGCAGACAGCUUCCUGGAGAGUGUUUUCAAAACAGAGCUCAUCAGUCUCCUGUGCAAGCGUUUCCAAGAGCUCACUCACAAUGCCAUGACCACCUUCAAUGACACACUACAGUUCCGGGUGAAGAAGGAAGGCUGGGGCGGAGGAGGAUCCAGGACCAUCACCUUCUCCCGAGGUCCAGGAGAGGUGGCCAUGCUCAAAGCCAGUGGCAAGACUCUGAUGGUCAGCAUAACUGAUGGACUUCCUAAGAACUCCAAGCCAACGAAGAAAGGACCUCUACAGGGCCAGAGGAGGAGGCCAGCACCAGUCCGAGCAGCCCCAGCUCCCUCCAGAGGGCCAACUCAGAAUAGGGCACCCUACACGGCCCGUGGUGGCCCCUUGCCCCUGCCGCAGAUGUCAAUGGGGAGUGGCCCAAGGUCACAGCGGGGACCUCCAGCUGCAGCACUGGGGAGUGGUGGGAGUAGCCGAAGGCCCCACAAGCGACCGCCCUCUGAGCACAACAUGGAGUUCCUCAACGUGCCUGAUCAGGGGAUGGCCGGGAUGCAGCGAAAGCGAAGCAUUGGGCAGCGGCCUGUGCCAGGUGUGGGACGACCCAAGCCUCAGCCCCGAAUUCCAGGUCCACGUUGCCGUGCCCUUUAUCAAUAUGUGGGCCAGGAUGUGGAUGAGUUGAGCUUCAAUGUCAACGAGGUCAUAGAGAUCCUAUUGGAGGAUCCAUCAGGCUGGUGGAAAGGCCGCCUGCAUGGCCAGGAGGGCCUUUUCCCUGGAAACUAUGUGGAAAAGAUCUAAGACCCCAGGAAAUUUGGGAGUCAGAAUAACGGAAUUCUUUCCAGCCCUUCGCAUCUGCCUCAUCCCUGCUCCAAACUUCCAGGGGAGCUGAGACCCCCAUCGUGUCUCAUCCCAUCCCAUGCACCUCUCAGAAGUCUGGCAGCUACGGGGGCAGCUCAAGGCCCCUGGCUUUUUCCAUGAGGAGCUGGGUCCCUACCCCAGAAAACCCCUCCUCCCCUAUUGAUUCCUGCCCUCUUUCCCAGCCCUCCCCAGGAGGAGCCAAGUACCUCUCCUUCCUCAGGGAGAAGGAGUAUGGCAGGUAGGAUAGGCCUUUUCCCGACCAGACCCUAACAGGCUGAGACUUGGGAGCUGGGGGAGAGAAAAGAGAGACCAAGGACAAAGGACUGGACAGCCACUGCCUGGGCCUAAAUCUGCCAAAGGAAAGACUCAGAAACAAUGCCUCUACUAACAGACAGAACAUGGUUUGGUGUCUUCCUUCACAGGUGAUACAGCAGGUAGCCUGAAGUCAGGAGUUCAAAGCCUGCCUCAGAUACUUCUUAGCUGUGUGACCCUGGACAAGUCAUUUAACCUCUGU